Messenger RNA from Ciona intestinalis (vase tunicate), 722 nucleotides. RefSeq lists its product as uncharacterized. Gene Ontology annotation, biological process: nucleosome assembly. The record is from RefSeq and is a predicted model, not a curated record. NCBI's taxonomy places the organism in Eukaryota, Metazoa, Chordata, Ascidiacea, Phlebobranchia, Cionidae. Gene Ontology annotation, molecular function: structural constituent of chromatin; DNA binding. Gene Ontology annotation, cellular component: nucleosome.
GAAGUAUUGUUUUGACUUUAGUGUGAAAUUGUUUUUGAGCCGAAAUGACGGAAUCGGAAGAUAUGACGCCGGCCACUUCUGAGGAGAGUGUUGCUGUACCGGAACCAUCCGGUCGCAGAAACCGAGGAAGACAUGCCGCUUAUAAUGUUAUGGUUAAGAGAGCUAUCAUUGCCCUCAAAGCCAAGUCCGGAUCGUCCAGAAAAUCGAUCAUUAAAUACAUCUGCGCCCACAACACGGUAAAGAAGACCAACUGUGUGCGUGCAGUUGGACGUGCGCUGAAAAGGAUGUUGAAAUCCGGACAUAUUUACAGAAAUAAAGGGGGACGCUUCAAGCUUACCGGCAAAGGACGUGGACUUAAGGCCAAGAAACGCCGUCGACGUCGCCGAAAGGGCAAAAAAUCAAGGAAGGGAAAGAAGAAGAAGGGUAAGAAGUCCAAGAAGGGUAGGAAGAAGAAGGGAAAGAAGUCCAAGAAGGGUAAAAAGAAGAAGAAGCGUCGUUCCAGGAAGUCAAAACGCGGCAAAAAGGGCAAGAAGCGAUCCCGAAAGUCCCCUAAACGGGCUAACCGAAGACGUAAGUCUGGUAAGCGCCGAAAGAGCAAGAAGGGAAGAAAGGGAAAGAAGCGAAAGCGUUAAAUCCGAUCUCAUCAUUUAAAAAAAAUCAUUGAAACAAAAAAGAAAAACCCCAGACAACACAAUAAACUGCCAUAUCAUGGGCGAAACCAA